AUGGACUACCACUAUAACACCAAUUACACCUCACCGAGCGACGAAUCCGAUCAGGACCUAUCGGAUGCUUCCGACAGCUAUGAGGAAGGGUUCGAUUUCAACAUGCGGCUGCAGCAGUGCCUUGAUAAUGUCCAACAUGAAGGAACAUUCUCCACAUUCCAUACCCUCAAAGCCUACACUAAUCCCGCUCUUCAUCUCAACGGGUACGGCUCCGUGGGCCUGCCGCUCGCCGUUCGCGAUGCAGAGGCCAUCACACGCAUCUGCAAGCAAUCGCCGUUUGGCAAGGGCGACCAAACAAUCAUCGACACGUCCGUCAGGAAGACUUGGGAACUGGACGCUGCCGAAUUUCAAUGUCGGAAUCCAGCUUGGACAGCGUACCUCGAUUCGCUCGUGGGGCAGGCGGUAAAGGACCUUGGUGUGCAGGUCGAAACCCGAGCGCAGCUGUACAAGUUGCUGCUCUACGAAGAAGGCGCUUUCUUCAAAGCUCAUAAGGACAGCGAGAAGGUUCCAGGAAUGUUCGGCACUCUCGUCAUCUGCCUACCUUCGGAGCAUACCGGAGGCGAGGUCUAUCUUGUUCAUGACAAGAAGAAACGCACUUUAGAGACAGCGCCGAGCUCCGCUUUCGAUAUUUCCAUGCUGGCCUGGUACUCCGACGUCUCGCACGAAGUUCGACCUAUCAGCUCCGGCUACCGCUUGGUUCUGACGUACAAUCUGGUGCAGGACCAGGGGAUGCCGAAGCAGUCUGCCGGGGCUCUGGAUGAAUACCACGCCCGUUUAGAGCGGCUACUCAAGACCUGGAACAGGGAUUAUCGUCAAUUCGAGAAAUUCAUCUACCCGCUCGAACAUCAAUACACCAAAGCCAACCUCUCCCUCGCGAGCUUGAAGGGGCAUGAUGCCGCCAAAGGGCGGUUUCUUCAACGUCUUUGCGCCAAGAACGGGUUCUAUUGGCUUCUCGGAAGGAUGACCAAGCAGUCUGAGGACGAGGACUAUGGGGAAGAGUCUGAUUCGUUGGACCUAGACUACACUGUCACCCCGACCGGGAUGGACCUCAACUUGGGCCUCUUGACCGUUGAAGACGUGGAGAUCCUUGCAGACGUGGAGGAUCUAUACGGAAACCGGGACGUCGAUAGCGAGGAUGAGGGCGAAUAUAUGGGAAAUGAGUCUAUGCCUGCGGCAUAUCGGUAUCACGACACGGUUUUUAUUCUUAUGCGAAAAGAGAGCGUGCUACGUCGGUUCCGAUCCUGCGAGACCCACAACGUCCACUCGCUCCGAGCAUUUUUCGAACUUCUCCGAGACGAUCAUACACCCAACAACGAAACCACCAAACUUGUUGUGGACGCAAUGAGAAUACUACUGACCAAAAUCGUCACAGGCCUCGCGUCUAAGGCGAAUAACUAUGACAAUAGUUAUUAUAGUUAUGGCUACCUGGGUUACGGAGCAGAACGCGAACGUAUCCGCGCAGACCUUAGUCGGAUAUUCUCUUUGGUUGCCAGCCACUGCUAUAUCAUCGGCCAACAGGAUCUUGUCCGCGAAGCCCUGCAGAGGGUUAUGCAAGACCCGUCCUGGUCUUCAUCAAGCGAGCUCGUUCGCAUUGCCGCGGACUGCAUAGGGCGCGAAGCAGCAAUCGGCGGUGCAGACACUUGGUCCAAGUGGCUUUCUCUUCCCCCGCCGCGAGUCCCCACUUUCAAAUACGCGAACGACAUGCGAAUAACAUUCGAGACAAUUAGGUCGCAUGUGCCUGGUUCGCACGUCCUCUCAUUCAAUGAGUGGACAAAUGAUCGCGUGGGCGAGAUAGUUCGUUCCAUCAGUGACUACUCGAAGGCGGAUAAUGCGGCAUUGCUGGAGCUUAUAGCAACCAUGGGUCAAGCGAAGUAUUUCACAGAAAUCCUUCCAAAACUGAUCUCACAUCCUCACCGGGCUGGCGUCAUCGCAUUCUUGCAGCAGCUCGCCAAAUCCUUUGAAGAAGAUACCACGGCCAAGAAAGACAUCGUAAAGCCAACGUUUCAAGCUCUAAUAUCCAUCGACCCGCCUCUUCUCAGACUGACUAUUUCGGAUAUCGUUAGAAAGACGUCACCCUACCGUAACGGCAUCUAUCUGGGGUAUGGUAUCCCUGCGCCUACCGACAUGUCUGAUGUCCUUCCUGAAGACUUUCUCAUGAUACUCAAGCACAGCCUUAUUCUUGAACUUAAUGAGGUAGCCGUGCAGCUUCUUGCCCGGGGAUUACCGGACACACCAGAUCCCGCGUCAAUAAUUUGGGAUGGUUGGAAGGAAAUAUUCGACUUCGUUGGCAGACUUAUUAUAGUGCUCAAGGACUGCACCGACCCCUCCGUCCAAGAAGCAGCAAGAACCUGGAUCAUUCCCACUCUUCAACAGGCUGCUCUUUGGCUGGCGAGGCGCCGUCCAGUCGAACCAAAAAACUGGACGCGCAAGCGGAAAGACUCCUGCAACUGCAGUCCAUGCCAGGAGCUCCUUCGGUUCCUGAAGAAUCCAUCUCAGUCCGUGGCACGAUUCUCAUAUGCCGAUAGGACUCGCAAGCAUCUACAGAACUCGCUCGAGUAUAAUGACUACAAAUUCGAUACGGAACGAACCAGGAUCCCGUACACGUUGGUCGUCUACAAGACCAAGAACGAGUUUUUAAGGCUCGAUGCCCGAUGGAAGUCUGAUGUUGCGGAGAUGCGAUCGCACUUGCAGCGCUUGAGGGGCAACUCUGGCAACCGGAAUGUGCUCGGUGAAGAGAUGGCGAGAUUGGUGGAUAUUGAGAGUCUGAUUCUGAUCCGGGGAGCGCAGCCCGUCCAACCACUCCAACCACUCCAACCUACAUCGGCCUCAAUGCAGAAUUUCGGGCAGCCGGCUUCGGGGGCUGUGGAAAAGCGCAAAGCGGAUAUCGUGGAUUUGACGGGUGAUGCCUCUGACUGA
This is a messenger RNA of Trematosphaeria pertusa, 2916 nucleotides long. RefSeq lists its product as uncharacterized. NCBI's taxonomy places the organism in Eukaryota, Fungi, Ascomycota, Dothideomycetes, Pleosporales, Trematosphaeriaceae. The record is from RefSeq and is a predicted model, not a curated record. The transcript is spliced from 4 exons. The coding region runs from base 1 to 2916 and encodes 971 amino acids.